GAGCAGGGGGCAUUAAAGGGGGCAUUGCUCAACGCUACCGGGGGCGAGUUCAACUCUGCCAAACUUUGACCUGAUUAUUUGAUUAUUUUUCUCUCUGUCCGUGGCUCAGAGAAACUGCGAUAGUUGAGGUGAUGUUUCGCUGAUAUCCCACAGCCUUUCAUAUGUAGGACCGUGUCACAUGCACGGACAGCCAAGUUGAAGAGGACAUCCAUGAAGCUGGUAUCCACGCGUGCCGGUUCUGUGUGAAAUCCACAGCCCGGAUCCUGACACAGUUUAGCCCAUGAAAAAGUGAUUUUGUGUUUGUAGGCAUUUAUUGAACGUGAUCUGCAGGGCUCGCUGCUGGGCCAUCCAGUAACCUGGAGGAGGAGAACAUCACUCGGGCUGUGAUCGGCUCCCAUCCUCAGUAGAAUAAUUCACCACUUGACCAAGAUGGAAGAAUAUCGUUGAUGGUUUGUGGUUAAACACCCCCCUCCCCCUCGUCAGCCUGCUAACCAGGUGAAACGCGAACUUAGACGGGACAUCCGUCUUCGUGAUGCAUGGCGGCCUAUAUAGGCUCGAUAAUCUCCGAUAUGACUCAAUUAGAUGACCAUGUGUGCCCACUUCGAAGACGAGAUACUUUAAAGCAGGCCUUCGGAAUAAACAACAUGCCUUCAUCUGUGCCAUCGCAGCUGUCACUGUGCUGGGAAUUUUCCACAUCCGCUCGACAGAUUUAUAAUUACGUUUGUAGGAAGUUGUUAUUUUUGCAGUCUCAGUUCCUUAUCGGAAGUGGAGCCCGUUAGCCCACCCGGUCACUACCGGGAGCUCCUGCUCGGUGGCUGGAGUCUCCGGGUUCCCCCGGUGUGAUCAGAGGCAAUUCGAUGUGUCAGCUGCCGACUUGUGUUGCUGUUGGAGCCCACACGGUCCUCCGGCGCUCUCCUUUUCACCGGUCGGGGAUUUUUGUUUCCCAGUUUCUCACGCGGUCAUCUAUCAGCGAUUUGUCUGUUCGCGCACGCAGCCAUUGCUGAGCGAUUGACGAUGGGCAUGUUUGAGACUCUCUCGCACCGAUCCGCUCCCCCACAGCGGAGCAAUAGUUGUGUCGGACAGGCUCGUUGUCCCGCACAGCCCUGGUAGUAGUCCGGAGGCGAUCGUGCAUGCUCCAGUCUAAACUCUUGGACCAUGUCAGCUUCGCUGUGCACGUUAUUUCCUCUCAGUGGGAGUUGAGAAAAGUCAGAAAUGAGUGGAGACUGUUUACACAGCAGGCCUGCUCUGCUCUGAGGAUUCAGCCUGUCACUACUUGAGAGGAAAUUGCCUGACUGCCCCAGCGUACAUCUGAGGCAUGUUUUGCUAAAGAAACACCUAUGCAGGUGGAUUCUACACUAAUGAAUGUAGGAGAUGGAGGCACUGUGAGCAGAGAGAAUAGUGCUACGCAUAAAAAAUCUACUAGUAUGGUGGGAAAUCCCCCCCUGACACUACCCCCUGAAUUUAGAGGAGAUGUGAACCUCAAUCAGCAAAACAAAACAACUCCAACAAAAGACCGUAAAACACUCAAAGCUUGUCUUGACGCUGGCAACUGCAACCACAGCCCUGACCUUUCUCUGUCCCAGCCUAAUAAUGCACCAAUGUCCAGCUCAGUCCUCACCAGCUCAGAAAAGAGAACAGACAAAAGGGCAGAAACCCCAAAAGUCAGAGCUGAUGGUGUCGGGGUCUUCCCCACUCCUCAAUGGUCCAGCGGUGUGAAAACCAGCCGAGAGGAUGCUCUCAACCCUUGUCACAGUAACGUGGCGCCCUUAAAGAAGUCACAUCCACAAACACAGUCUCUGCAAAGUGUUCCUCCAGGGUUCCAAUGCUCUUCUAUGUUUAAACCAGCCCAGCGCGUUGCCUUUCUUCCCUCCACAAAUUUUUCUCCACAGCUUUGUAAAAUUACUCUUCCACCAGCAUUAGGUCAAAUUGCUGCUUUGAGAGAUGCCACAGGCAAUCAGUUUCAAAAAGAAAUUCAACCUCAAAGCUCAGGUGUUGGAGGGACAUCGCUCAUGCGGACCUAUCCCUUUUCGUUGUCUGUGAGCCGGACCCUGGACAAAAAGGCUGGUGGAUCAACCGUAAAGCUCAAAUCUAACCACUCAUCAAGCAAGAAUGCCAAACCUCUUAGGGAACACAAGUCUUUAGCCUCUGUUGUACCCUCACCAGCUAUUACACUACCAUUGCAGCAUCCAUCAUUAACUUCAGCAGCGCCCACCCACUACACCUUGUCUCCCACUGCAGCCAUUUGCUGUGGCUCUGCACUGGCCAGCAUCACCUCUCAGAACAGGCUGCUGAACCAUGUGGAAAAGGCUAACAGCAUAGAUAAGAAAUCCAUGGGUUUGCUCACCACAACACCUCUUUCUUCUGCUGAGGACCACACUGUUUGUUCAGCUGAACCCAGAGAUGUCCCUCUUGAUUUGUCCGCUAAGUCCAAACGUCCAAAAUGCUUAAAUGAUGUUCCUGUUUCUAUGAUGGAGCCUCAUAAUAAUGAGUCUAAUCAGACAGAUGUUUUGAAUGCAAAGAGAACUGAUUCUGCAACUUACAGCUCAGACAUUCAGUAUCCUAUCUUACCAAACUCCCAUCGGAAUGGAUCUCAUCAAAAGCAGUUAAACAGGACUCCAAAUCAGGUUUCAGAACUCAAGCCAACAUGGGGAAAGGGGUCUUCGCAAGACUCUAUUAAAAGCAUCCCAGGUACAUAUGUAGGUGUGGCUAGCCCCAUACUGGCCUCUACUCUAAGGGGCAAAGAUGGAAAGGGGACCUUUGCAGAUGAAUUCCAGAAUUUUGCAAAGCAAGAAUUUAUAUCUAUUAUUGACCAAGGAGAACAUCUGGCCUCGGCUGGAAAGAAGCCAUCUUCUCAGAUGAAGGGUAAUCAACAUGCUCACAGUGGCAAGCAUGUGAAAAACACCAGCACAGCCAUAGGUAAGAACUGCCACCCUAAUGCAGAGAUGGCAACACCCCCGUUAAGCUCUGGCAAUGCUCAGAGUCAUCAGAAAUCUGGACCCAACCAAACAGCAGCACCCUUUUCCACGGCUGUUGUUGGUGCAGCCUGGCAGCAGACAUCUCACCUCUCCCAACCAUCCACACCCAUUCAGAGAAAAGUCACACAAAUGUCUCCAAAGAACAAGAGCACCACAGCCGCAGAGGGGUGCAAGUUUCGAGGCACUCAUAACAGUCCAUCCAAACCUGAGGAUAACAGGUGGGACGGAAUAAAGUCUCCUCUGUCUACCCUUGCGUGUAUUGUACAGCAGCAAGCUACUAAAACACCUCUCUCAGGUGAGGCUAACACUCAAGGCUCACCUGGUGUGUUAAAAAUCGAUGUUUUGAACCCACUAAGUGGGAGCCAAGACAUCCAAUCCAAACUCUCCUUUGAGCGUCCAGCUUACUGGCCUGUGGAAAAAGCUGCACUAUCUCAAGGGGAUCUGAACCAAGCUACCACAAAACACGAGAGGGUGAAUGUUGCUGAAACUUUAGAGAAUAACACUGGCCUGCACAACAGUCAAGAAGAGCACGUGGGGCUGCAGACUAAGCAAGGUUCCUCAAAGCCAACUGGCCAGUCUCGAUUUAUCAGGGGCAAUGCAUCAACAAAUGGGAACAGGAUGGAAAGCAAAUUAGCCCAGGUGUUAGAGGGGGAGGUAUUGAAGAAAGAAAGUGGGACAUCAGAUAUUCCUACCAGUGAAAAACUGGAGGGCAUGGUUGCAUCCAUUCUAACAGGCCAUUUUGUAGACAAGGGUGACACAUCUGAGAAAAAGACAAACAGAACCAAAGAGGAGUCGCCAACCAAAGCAAAAGCUGCUGCUAACAAACAAAAGAAGACUAGUCCUAAAAAGCCAGCGGAGAAGUCACCAUCAGACCCAUUAAAAAGGCCCACUGGGACGAAAAAGCAAGACACCGAAAGUACUCUUGUAAACGUGUCUGCCAACAAGAAGCAGAAGAAAGUGUCUGCACCUGUGUUGGAGCAGAGUCUGUCAGCAGGAAAACUUUCCCCACCGAGCAAAGAGCCCAUUUCAAAGGACAAGAUCGGUCCUAGCGAGGCUGAACAACCAGCUAACAACAGAGCAGUCACAGAGCGCAGCAGCAGUCCUCAGAGAGAAGAGACUUCAGCGUGUCUCAGUGAGUCUGUCAUGUCCAGCAAGGAAGCAGACACACCAGAGUCCUCUUAUCAAAGGCUGAGGAGAGGACGGCGGAGAGCCGAUGAUGCUCGACUUGACCUCUGGGGUUUUGCAACCCCUUCUCCUCCACCACCACCUAUGCCUCCCUCUGCAGUUUCUCCACCACCCCCCCUGACUCCCAGCCAGCCAGUCCGCCGUCCAAGAGGGAGGCCUCGAUCAAACAUCCUACCGGGGCGCAUGUUGCAGGGCAAGAGUAAAGCCGCCAACGCUGAGGCUGACACGCCUCCUCACAAAAAACGGAUGAGAUGUUCAAAUAAGAAGUACGAGACCGGAGAUUACAUCACAGAUAAGGACAAGCUGGAAGAGGGAGAGCACCUUGAAGACUCCUUGAGAAGGGAUGCCCAAAUUCCAUCAGAUCCACUGUCAGAUGAGUGUGAUGAGAGUCCAGCUGCUCCCAGUCCAGAACCUCCUCCACCAAAAUCCUCACUCACCCGCUCAGGAUCAGUCCGCUACCAGGAGAGUGAUGAGUCACUUGAAUGCAACGAUAAGCCUUCAGGGAAGAGGAAGUUCAAAAGCAAACACCUAUUUGACAGUGAUGAACCGAAGAACAAGACCAAACGCAGCGGUUUGGGAAAGCGCGGUGCCUCCCUCCAUCUGGAUGAUGAAGCUGUUGAUGUGAAAACCCAGAAUACCCCACCUCCAUCCUCAAAAAGUUUACCAUCAUCUCCAUCCAACAAGAAAAGCUCAUCAGGGAGAAGCAGUGGUACAGACUCGCCACCAAAAAAACCUGUUCCUCCUGAGGUUCGUCGGCUGAUAGUCAAUAAAAACGCUGGAGAGACUUUGCUCCAACGAGCUGCCCGCUUAGGCUAUCAGGAUGUGGUGCAGUACUGUCUAGAAAAGGACAUCAGGGAGGUCAAUCGGCGCGAUAACGCAGGUUACACAGCUCUUCAUGAGGCAUCCUCACGAGGAUGGACUCAUAUUGUCCAGAUGCUUCUUAAACAUGGUGCAGAUGUCAACUGCAGUGCUCAGGAUGGAACACGGCCCCUUCAUGAUGCAGUAGCGAGCGAUAACUUGCCGAUCGUCUGGCUGCUUCUAAAUCACGGCGCUGAUCCAACACUGGCCACUUACUCGGGACACACACCCAUCAAACUAGCUCACAGCCCGAGCAUGAAGACCUUCCUCACAGAAUAUUUUACAGACCUGGAAGGCCGAAGUGAACCAGAUCCUGCUUUACCCUGGGAUUUCUACAGCAGCUCUUUGUUUGAGACGGAGCAGGAGGCAUGCUGGGACUUCCUGCUGUCUAAGGAGAACCAGGAGCUGGAUGAGGACAACACGGGGAAGACUGGGCAGGACUUGGACAAAGACAGCCUUCUGUUUGAGUUCUCCUCCGAGCCACUUUUACCCUGUUACCAUGUUCAGGUGUCGUUAACACAAGGAUUCUGUAACUGGUUCCUCUUGUCAGACGUGCUGAAGCGUCUGAAGAUGUCGGCGCGGAUCUUCCGGGCUCGUUAUCCACAGUUUGAGGUGGUGAGUCUGUCUCCUGCUGAGCUCUGGAAGCAGGUUUCACUCAGCCAGGUGAACUCUGCGUCAGCUUCUCCACGGAGAGGCAAAAAUGAAGAGGAAGAGGAGGAGGAGGAAGAAGAAGAGGGACUUGUGGAACUUGUUGGUUGUGUACCAGAGCUCCAGAGACUACUGGGCUCCACGAUUCACAUCCUAGAAGACGAUGAAGAGGAAGAGGAAGAGAAACGGACACCCACAGGGAAGUCCCGCAGCCGGUAGCCUCUUGCUCACUCUUUCCCUCCAUGGUUCAGCCUGAGGUCUGUCAUCUUCUCCGUCCGACGUAAUGAGGGUCAUGGGAUUAACUCCAGCUACACUUAAGACCUGACACUCCACCUUUGACCUCAAACGUGAGACAUGCACAGGGUGAUCAGGAAGCAGCUUUCAGGUUCUCCUCUAUAGGUAUAUUUGAAUACAUAAGGAACUUUUUUAUUGAUUGUGUACGUACAUGGUCGUGUAUACGUGAAUCUUGCCAUCAGGGUAAAAACAUUUGGUCCUAUGAGAGAAUGUUCUUGGGGCAAUGAGUGGAUGAUUAUUUCCUGAAGGAAGCAGCGAUGGAGAUGACCUGAGAUUUUAUCUCGGUAAAGCUACGAUGCUCAUGUCAGGGAGGCCACUGGACCUCAGAGAACUAGAGACCUGCAGUGAUGAGAUAAUGGCACAUAUUCACCAUCCAACACAUUUAAUAUCUUACUGUAGUUUUGUCACUUCUUCCACAUUUCACUAAGUAAUUCUGAGCAGAACUAAGAAGUCCCAGUCCCUGCUCGCAGGAUGAAAAGUCAUUUUGGACCUUGACAUUGAGUUUGUUUACAGGACCAGACAGACUGUUGCGUUCUUCACUCCUCACCGACUGUUACAGAAUCAUGUGGAUAUCUCUGAGCUAAGCUGUAACGUCUCUGGAGUCCAGAGGCACCGAGACACCAUCCAAAGCGCAGCCACGUCCCUCCCCAUGAACUGUUUCAGAUCCCAGAGUGUGUUGUGUUGCAGUGUUUAAUUCACACUGUUUGUUGUGCUUAAUUUAAUAGUCAUUAAUAUAUUUGACCUCUUGUGUAUCUGACAACCUUAUCUAAGAAGAAUGCUCUCUAUGGUUGGUGCUUCAUCCUAAAAUGUACUAACUAGGAUCCCUUUAUUCUGAGAUCACCACACACACACACACACACACACACACACACACACACACACACACAAACACCCUUGUUCAAAACCAGUAUUUCAGAAAAAGCUGAAGUACAGUUUUAUUGUACUGGUGCUAAGAUAGAUUUUGUGUUGACAAUCAAUGAAGUUUUGCUUUGACAUCAUAAAGAUAUUUAAGAGACUAGCGGUGUAAAGAGAGACUUAUAGUUCAGCUCCACUGAGGGAACAUGACAGAUUUUUUUAAAUUCUUUUAUGAGAUCAAGCAGAUUAAAACAUGGUUGUGUUCCAUAGAUUUUAUCUCUUUGUGUUUCCACAUUGUUUCAUUUUAUCAUCAGGUGUUCUUUUACAGCCUUUAUUUUAAGGAUUUCUUCCCUUUUCAGCACAGUGUCUUGUUUUGCUGCAGCUUCUACUGAAAAGUUGUUUUUCUCUUCAUAAAAACAAGCUGAACAGAAAUCAGAAGCAGGGUUGUGGUUUUGUUAUGAUGACAUGAUUUCUACUUCUCAGUUUGAGUUCUUUGACCCUUUUUGGACUCAAAAAUUAGCUUUCAGCAAAAGAAAAAACACAAACGUCCUCUUAGAUGUUCAUUCAAACACUGAAACUUAUUUUCCUGAGCGCUGUAUUCUUGUUUUGGUUUGACUGACUGCUGGUGGAUACCUUCAGCUAAUUAUUAAACCAAAAUGAUCACUCCUGAGAGAA
Molecule: messenger RNA, 7490 nt
Organism: Nothobranchius furzeri (turquoise killifish)
Lineage: Eukaryota; Metazoa; Chordata; Actinopteri; Cyprinodontiformes; Nothobranchiidae
Gene: bcorl1
Product: BCL6 corepressor-like 1
Biological process (GO): negative regulation of transcription by RNA polymerase II
Cellular component (GO): nucleus
Molecular function (GO): transcription corepressor activity; protein binding
Source: RefSeq, a predicted model, not a curated record